Aricia agestis (brown argus) is the source of this 1951-nucleotide messenger RNA. Its product is annotated as anaphase-promoting complex subunit 11-like. Lineage: Eukaryota; Metazoa; Arthropoda; Insecta; Lepidoptera; Lycaenidae. Gene Ontology annotation, biological process: positive regulation of mitotic metaphase/anaphase transition; protein ubiquitination; anaphase-promoting complex-dependent catabolic process. The transcript is spliced from 3 exons. Gene Ontology annotation, molecular function: ubiquitin protein ligase activity; cullin family protein binding; zinc ion binding. Bases 152 to 1702 code for a protein of 516 amino acids. The record is from RefSeq and is a predicted model, not a curated record. Gene Ontology annotation, cellular component: anaphase-promoting complex; nucleus.
CGAUUGCAGUCAGGCGGGCAGUUAGUCAGUGUGGCGCGCGGUCGCGGACGGUCGUGUGACGAGCGCUCAGCCCGCGCGUGUCGCGUCUAUCACCGCGCUCAUUAUACUAUACUUCUCCUUAUAGUAUUGUCCGAGCGACGCCUCGUUCAGCAUGCUGAUGGUUCAGACUAACUCCCAACCGAUGAAGACGACCAAAAUCAAGGGACCGCCGCCGGUCCCCCCGCGGCCCAGCCAGAGCAUGGUCGCUGAGGCGCUCGCCAAAACUAGAAAAGCGGUCGCCGAUUCUAAAGCGAAUCUAACAAAAAGCAAAACGUACACCAAAAAUGAGGCACCCAAAGUUUCGUCGAAGGCGAAAACCUUGGAUAGGACCGCCACCCUGAGUAAACCUUCGGUGUCUCCCCGGCAGAACGGCCUGGCGCGAGUAAAAUCUUUCAUUAAGGAUGUGAUAAGCGACAGGAGUUCCUCGUCCGACGAGAGAAGAUCGAGCGGACAGAACUCUCGACGGAGCUCCAGCGACAGCAGCACGAUUCAAUCGCCGGCAUCCAAUAAGAAGUCGAACGAGUCGCUCAAUUCAAAGGCCGUUAAAACUUGUAAACAGAUCCUGGUGCGAUCUCUGUCUACUUCUAACAAGCUAGAUCAAGACUCCAAAUGUAAAGUGUCUAAAUCGUCUAGUUUCGCCGAAAAGACCCUUCCUUUGCGUAAGGCUCCCCCGCCGCCUCUAUCACCGAAACCAAAACUGAAGCCAAUGAAACAGCUACCUGUACAAAAAAGUGUGGACGAGUCAUAUAAAAGAAUAGAGGAUCCGGAAAUAUCCUCGUACUCUUUGCCUAUCGACGCUAAACCUAAACCUGUGCCUCAGGAGGCCGCGUAUGCGUCAAUUGAUGAAGUUCAGGAUAUCGAGGACAGGCUUCGGAAUAUUACGUCAACGCAAAACAAUGACACCUGCAAAGUUAUUCAAAACAAACGCAAUUCAUUAUCUUGUGACGCUUUAAAUAAAAACAACAAUUCUUUGGAGAGAAAAACCUCUCAAGUGACCGAAAUGUUAAUAUCCGAAAUACUGGCCAGCAGAAACAACAACAAAGAGGAGCCAAACACGGUUAUCGAUAAGGGGAAAGAUCUCCCGCUAACCAACGGGAACCUGUCCCCAGAAUUUGAAAAUAUGAAGGACUUGAAUAACCACGAGAUGCUAAUAUACGAAUUGCAGACGAUGCAUUCGCAGUCCAACGUACCUGAGGUUAUUGAUAUGAAUUCGUCGAUGCAGUGCGACUCUGAUUCAGAGGUGAACUAUGCUGUAUCAUCAGUGACAAGUGAAAACAUGGAUGACUGUGAUCAGGCGUACGCGAGCAUAAGAGAUGAUGAUCUUAAAUCAAGGUUAAGGAAGCAGUUCAAGGCCAUAAGCACAAUGUCGCUCCAAGGCCUGCCCCCUCUGCCCAAGAGUCUCAGUGGCUUCGCCGACGCCGAGCCCGAGCCGGAGCCGGAGCCGGAAGCGGCUGUUGAAGAGCACCCACCGACUGAUCUCGAUUCGCAGCUCGUCUAUUUGAAAAAGGAAAUGGCCAGCCUGCGUCAGUUGGAUCUCUCCCUGCUCUCGGAACUGUGGACCCUGAGCGAGACCAUGGCGUCCUGGCGACGGCAGCUCGAGCGGGGCCCGAGACUCCGCCCCGCGCCGCCGCCCCCGCCCCCACCACACUAUCUUAGAACAUAAUAAAUUAUAUACUCAGCAGUGGUUUUUGUUUCCGACUUGUCUAUUUCAAGAUGCGAGUACCUCGAAGACAUUUAAUACUUAAUUUUAAUUUUAUGAAGAUUUUGACAAAAACUCCAUACGGUAUCAUCAUUAUGUCUUUGAGUGCGGCAGUUAGGCUCAAUUCACACCGGAAUGGCACUGAAACUGCUCGCCUCGCCUCUGCUAUUCCGGUGUGAGUUGAGCCUUAGAGUCACAUAGAGCUCAAUGCUU